AUUCCAAGAGUGUCGAACUGGCCCUCAAGUGCCACUCUGGGUCAUGGUUUUUGUUCCUACCAAUCAAGCACAGACAGUUUAACCAAUGAAGUUUCUGCUAGAACAAGCAGCAUCCGACUGCAAUCAACGAAUUACAAUUGUAAAACACCAGAUUGGUGAAAAGCUGUCGUCUUGUUUUGUUGGAAUGAAAUCCAGCACCCACUGCGGCUCUAUGUAGAAUAGUUUGAAUACCCCUGGCCUAUUCCUUUUCCUUGCAGUCUAUCCCACGCAUCGGAUUUGGACCACCACUGGGUGGCGACAUCCUGGCUCAGCGAUGUAGGCCUUCCUCAGUAUUCGCAAACCUUCCACGCUCACCUGGUGGACGGCCGGGUAUUGAGUUCUCUUGACCGCCAUGACCUGGAGGAACACCUUGACAUUAGCGAUCGCUCCCACCAGGCCAGUCUGCUGCUGUCGGUGCAGCUCCUGCAGAUGUUGGACUUCAAUAAGGAGACCAUGCGGGUGAGAAGGGCUAAGUGCGAGCACCAAAACAAGGACCCCAUUGUUUGGACCUGUCACCGAGUCAUGAAGUGGAUCAGGGAUAUAGAUCUUAAAAUGUUUGCUGACAACCUUCAGGGUAAAGGAGUGAAUGGCGCAGUGCUGGUUAUGAACCCAAAUUUUGACCCCGACACUAUGGCGAGAGUGCUAGAAAUCCCAGUCGAGAGACACUCGCUCCAUCGGCAUCUGCGUGAAGAGAUGAAAGUACUCCUUGCUGCUAGCAGCAACCAGGAGGAGCGGGAAGGCGAGGUGGUCAGUUCCUUGACUCCGGUGGCAGUCAAGCGCUUUGCCGAGGGAAGGAAGCCAAUGAGGAGAUCCAGCAAGAGUCCACUGAGAUUUCGCUCGGCAGAAGCACGUGUUCACUCCGGGCCUCGGACUUCUCGCAGCCCCAUGCGCGCCUACAAGAGUGUGGACAUCACCCAUAUGUGAAAACAAAGCUUCACUGUGGAUCUAUAAGGACUUCACCUUGUCAUUUAAAGGGGAUAAAAUGGAAAACUGACAUUUUAAUGUUGUUUCCAAAUAGUAUUCGCAAAGCUAUCAAAUUUGAACGCAAGCAACCAAUUCUGGCCAUGUCCACACGUAGCAGGGUUUUUUAAAAAUGAGCAUUUUGCCCUUUCCGUCAAGAAAUAAAAAUUCAACAUCCACACCAUCUCGUGUGUAGGAAAAAUAUCAUCUACACGCAACUGGAUAAGUGUGGGUUUUUUUGUUUUGUUUUUCUACAUAUUUCCUUAUCUCCAUCCAAGCACAGAGUGAUUGACAAGAAGUAAAAUGGUACUACGAUCGUAUUUUGUCUUUUUAGCCAUUGCCUUGUGAGAUGUUCGUGAACCAUUAGCAUGUUAGCAUGGGUUGCUAGCGCGUGCGGUCGCUUAUUUGUUUGUAUCUGUGCAUGAUAGAUGUCUUUAAAGGAAUCCAGGGAUAGAAAGACUUGUAGUUCUUAAAAGAAACACGUUAUUAUGAGAUAAAAAUAAUUUGAUAUUGAAACCCCUCUUGAUGUUUUCAUUUUUAUACAAUUUGUUAAAUUAGUUGUUGUUGACGUCGCAGGGCGGUGACAUCACAUGGUUAUGCUGCCGGGCUUCCAGAGUAUGACUCUAGCAACAUAAACAUGUCAUCUGUUCAAAUUCUUCAACCCUUUCAAUUUGAACCCGAGAGGAACAUUAAUGAGCAUGACAGCACUGUUAAUAUUUCACAAAACUAGCAGCAAAAGCAAAAUGAAGAGGAAAGACGGGGUGAGACAUGACAAGAGUGAGGGGGGGUGUUCUGCCAAAAUUUGCUACACCAGCGAAACGUCUACAACAGGGGAAAUUGACACCCGAAGUACUACCGUGUGCUUUCAGCUUGUUUUGUUUGAGUGCAUACAGACAGAACAUACUAAAGAUGCCAUUAGAAAAUACUUAAGCGUGGGAAUAUCAAAUAAGGUUGGUUUAAAUAUGCUACGUGACCAAUGUGGUCAACAGAUCAACAAUUUGCUUUAAAGCUACCACAAGAAAACACUAUGCUUAAAAGUAUGAGAGGGAAACACAUGCAAAAAGUAUUUUGAGGCAACGAAAAUGUAAUAAAAGACUCAAUAAAAACACAAAUAGUUAGUACUCACCGCGUUUAACCGAUGAGCUCAUGUGUUGGACGUCUCGCCGCGUAGAAAGAAUUGCAGUAACCUGGUAGUAUUCGUCGAGUGACCAUGACAAUCUACCAUGAGCGUCCAUAAAACAUGGCGCCCUCCGUAGAUGAAAACAUGUACUAAAUACUAUAGAUUUUUAAAUCAAUGGCAAUAUUUUAUGUGUUUCUAAUAACGUAUUUUAGUAAAAGAGAACAAUUGUGGCUUAUUAGAGCCUACAAGUCUUUAAAUUCGAGGUUCCCUUUAAUACAGGGGUGUCCAAACUUUUUGCAAAGAGGGCCAAAUUUGGUGUGGUAAAAAUGUGGGGGGCCGACCUUGGCUGACGUCCUAUAUGUAGAACAAUAU
This is a messenger RNA of Corythoichthys intestinalis (scribbled pipefish), 2491 nucleotides long. RefSeq names its product kazrin-A-like. The record is from RefSeq and is a predicted model, not a curated record. Bases 469 to 963 code for a protein of 164 amino acids. Lineage: Eukaryota; Metazoa; Chordata; Actinopteri; Syngnathiformes; Syngnathidae. Gene Ontology annotation, molecular function: protein binding. The transcript has 5 exons.